This is a messenger RNA of Aedes aegypti (yellow fever mosquito), 4105 nucleotides long. RefSeq names its product centrosomal protein of 131 kDa (gene dila). The transcript has 7 exons. Gene Ontology annotation, cellular component: centriolar satellite. The record is from RefSeq and is a predicted model, not a curated record. The coding region runs from base 364 to 4047 and encodes 1227 amino acids. Gene Ontology annotation, biological process: cilium assembly; intraciliary transport involved in cilium assembly; regulation of centrosome duplication. NCBI's taxonomy places the organism in Eukaryota, Metazoa, Arthropoda, Insecta, Diptera, Culicidae.
UAUUUUUUUUUUCAUUUCACAACUUGUUGCGCGAUCAUAUGUUCUGAAUAAACAAAGAAUGAUAAAAACAUCAAUUGAAACGGACUCCACCACGUGGUCCACGCUUCCCCUACCUCGAUGACCUUGAGCAGCACGUGGUCGCUUCCCCUUCCGUUUGUUGUACCACGCGGUAUCACCAUGGCGAUCGUGAGUACCCCCGGAUACCGGUCACCAAGGGAAACCUAUUUGAACCCCAUCAACAAAAUCGAUAAUUUCCUGCAAAUCCAAGUGUUUACAUCCAUUUCGCGCUCUUCCUUUUUUGAUUGUUUUUUAUGUGAAAACUGCAUAGGAAAUGUGUUAAAAUAUGUUUAAGUUCUACAUUCUAUGUUGUUUAUGAUGGAACUCAGUCUGUACGGAUCGCAGAUUAACCUAGCAACGCGCGAAAGAACAACCCCAACCAAUAGCUACCAACACUUGGCGGGAAUCGGAACGUCACCGGUAUCGACGGUCGGUGGUAGACCUGGUUCGGCAUUCAACAGUAGUCGUCCCUUUCCGGCGCACAUCAGGCGUCCUCUGUCAGCUGAUAGCCAGAUUCGAAGAAAGUCGUCAUUUACAGGCGUUGGUAGCAAUAGUUCAACUUCGGGCUAUCUAUCAAAGCGAAGCACUUCUUCGUCUAGCUUGCUGAAGUCGCUACUGGCGGAACCGAUUUCGCGCUACUGGGGCUCGAAGACGUUGACAACGUCCGGGUGCUCCGGAAACGUGGUCGCCACACGGUCGACCAAGCACAUGUCUAAGGUGAAGAGCAAGAAGAGAGGUACGGUCGGUAAGAAAAAGAUAGUUGAUUGUAGUUCUGAAGAAGAGACCAGCAUGGACGAGGACACUCAGGAGUCAAACAACGAGGCUGAGUUGGAGAACAUCUGGUCCAGGGAUGGGAUGAAAAUUCUUCCUGGGAUGGAUAAGAAGCCUCCAAUACCACGAGGAGUAAUGAGAAAGGGACCCGUAAUGAAGAAAAUUGGGAAUGCUCCGUUAAGUCAAACUAGCGAACAGAAGUUGGACAAGAAAGUGGAUCUACCGGGCAGAGUGUCGUUCAGUUCAAACGAUCCGUACGAGAUAGACUACAGUGAUUACGAAGAUAAUGAGUUUACAUUGGCAAAGCAGGAAGCAUUGAAUGGGAUGGGACAAAGAAGUUCAGGGUCUAUUUAUGAUGAGCUGAUAUCUCCGUUACCGUUACCAGAACCACCAUCAAAGUCAAAGUUUAAUUUGGUGAAGUUUGAAGAAGAGUUGACAAGCUCGGGCUAUGAUACUAAAGAGGAAAAGUCUGAGAAGCUGGUGAAGUUUGGUUCAACGCCAGAGUCAUUAUGCGAUGAAGAUGAUUCAAACAAGAUCAUAGAAGACUAUAAGAAAGAGAUCGAAGAUAUCAAUAGGCGAAGGGAGAUGGAGCUUAAGAUGGCGUUAACAGAAAGCUCUAAAGCUUAUGAUCCUAAACGAUACACAACUGUUGAGGUCACUGAAACGUAUGUGGAAGAAACGUACAGGAUAGCUGCAGCAAGUUGUACAAGCGCUACAGAAGAUACCGAUACCGAGGUUGAGAAGCUUCAUAGUGGUCCUGUAGGCGGUAAGAAGGAUGUUAUAAACGAGUACUAUGAAUGCAUCAAUGAAAUCAUCAACCAGCAAGGUGAAAAAAAGUCUCAACAAGAUACCAAGGAGGAUACAUUGCGACUUAACUUGAACAACGAAUCGAAACCCGUUCCAGUGGAUAAAAACUUUCAAGCUAUUAAACCUACCCCAAAGCUGGACAAGAACAAACUAGACAGCAGCAAUAAUCAAAUUAUCAAGAACUAUUUCAAAGUGAAGGAGCAAAACUUCAACGAUUUCAAAUCGGUAAAAUCAAAUCAGAAGAAUAGUAAUUUACUUUCCAAAAAGAACGGAAAAGCACUUGAUAAACCCAAAUCCGCAGAUACUCAGAAAUCAAUCCUAAGAAACGCUAAAAAGAACAACUCCGUACCGAAAUUUUCAGCUCCCCUGUGCCGACAGGAAAGUAACAUUUCGGAGUUUCAGAUGGAGAAGGUUGUCAGUUGGAUGUCAUGCAACGAGGACACCUUCCCGAAACCCUACGAAAGCGAUCCGGACGCCGGCGGAAUGAUGUUGGGACCGAUCGAAGCCAAAGUACGGUCCACGACUCCGACUGACCUCAACAAGACUGACGAUGAGUCCAACUUCCACUACGAUCAUGGACGCAGAGAAACGGCCGGCAGCGAGCAGACCAAUUACGAUGACGAGUCUCUGGCCAGUGAGUUACCUAAGCAGAAGUCUGAUUUCCAAGUACUGAAAAACGAGGUGGAAUACAGACUGAGUAACAUUCUGGAUUCGCGAGACACGCCGGACAGCGCUGUCGAGUACCUGCCCGAAGAGCAGGACAGAGAUAAAGUGAAGGACCUACUCUCCUAUCUCGAUCAGGUCGAGAUGAAAUGCGAGAAGGCCUUCAAGUCGGCCGUCCCGUCGGAAUCGGACCGAUCGGAGAUGGAGUUUGCUGCCGAACCGGAUUACAUCGAAACCGUUCCAAAAAUGAACGAUCUACUGGAGAUCCCUGUUCAUCAACUAGCAAGGCGGGUCAUCAAGCUUUCUCUUCGUGCCAACGAGCUAAGCAACGCGAUGCAGCUAUCGAAGGAACACCUCUCGAAUGUACGCACAGAUAAGAUGAAGGCAGUUCGAGCGGAAAAGGUUGCCUUCCAGAACAAGAUGAAAGAACAGAAGAAACACUACGAGGACAUCAUAGGGCGCCAUCAGGAGUUUAUCGAUCAGCUGAUCAAGGACAAGUCUGGCCUGUGCGACAAGGUGACGCAGCUCACCAGAAGAAUCGAAUCGCAAAACCAAAGCUGGGAGCACAGACUGAAGACUGAGUUGGAGAAAGCGAAAGAUACUGCACUGGCGGCGGAGAAAAUACGACGAGAGAAGUGGGUGAGGGAGAACACCAAGAAAAUCAAAGAACUCACUGUGAAGGGACUUGAGCUGGAAAUCAACAAAAUGACCGCAACUCAUCAGAAGGAAAUUGCGGAACUGAAGCGACAGCACAAAGACGAAAUGAUGUGCGCCGUGUCGGAACUGAAGCUACAGUACGAGCAGAAAGAGGCGGACAUCAGGCAUAAUCUUCAAAAGGAACGAGAUGCGUUGAUCGAGAAGGAACGACAGGCCUUGCUGGAAAGGUUCGACAAACAAGUCAGCGAAGAGCGCUCCAUUUUCGAACAGCAGCGGCAUCAUUUGCUGAAUGAGUUUGAAAUCGAGAAAGAACGCAACCUCAAAGAACUGAAAAAUCGAAAUCAGUAUUUUGAGACACAACUGCAUGAGUUGAAGAGUGAUAAUGCUAAGAAUUUGGAAUUCGCUCGCAAAGAAUACGUGCAGAUGCUGAAGGAUCGUAAGAAUAAGCAUAAGGAGGAAUUAGCCAAAUUACAGAAUCAGUUGGAGGCCGAUUUUGCCGUUUGGAAAAAGAAGCACGAGGAAACCGCCAAAAUGGCAAUGGAAGAGCGAGAGAACACUGUUCGGCAGCAGCUACGCGUUGAAAGAGAUCAGCAAAUCGAUCGGAUCGUGGCCAAGGUGGACGCCGAAACGCAGAAGUAUCAGAAGGACUUCGAUGCUAAGAUGAAUCGCUUGAAGGAGAAGCAUCAGGUGGAGAUGCGUGAGCAGGAAGCUGCCGAAGCACUGCUAAAGCAAAAAUACCAGGAUUCUCGGGCUCAGCUGGCCGAGAGUGAGGCAACUGUGCAAAAUAUGAAAUCUUCGAUGAAGCAAGUAGAGUUACAGUUGAGCCACUCGAAGAAGCUGUGCGAGGAGUUGCUGCGCGAGAAGGAGAGCAUGAAAAGUGAAGCUCGCAAAGAGGUCCAGAAGGAUUUGGCCAACAUGCAGAAGGACCGUGAGCGAGAGAUCGAGCGGAUAUAUUGCAGAGUUCAACAAGCAAUAGAUAAAAAGGAUGCCACCAUCGGGAACUUACAAAAGGAAAUUUCGUCUCUCAAAGAGAGAUGUCUCAAACAAGAUGCUAUCAUUCGACAGCAGCGUAUAGAUUAUUGUAUAAAGUAGACCUGGACGGCCAUAUAUAAAAAUUGUUUUUCAUUCUAUAUUGUCUGACUAAACGAAA